Messenger RNA from Theobroma cacao (cacao), 1137 nucleotides. RefSeq lists its product as uncharacterized. Gene Ontology annotation, biological process: regulation of DNA-templated transcription. Gene Ontology annotation, molecular function: DNA-binding transcription factor activity; DNA binding. Lineage: Eukaryota; Viridiplantae; Streptophyta; Magnoliopsida; Malvales; Malvaceae. The record is from RefSeq and is a predicted model, not a curated record.
CCAUUACCCGAAGCUCAGCCUGAAGAUUCAAAAAUAUUUUUAAUCACAGUCUCAGGGGCCCUUUUUUUUCUUUUGAAGUGGGGAAAUGGUGAAACCGAACUGCACAGCAUCUUCAACAUCACCUACAGAACAUGUCUCGGACAGUACAAGUAGUAGUUCCAAGUACAAGGGUGUACGAAAGAGGAAAUGGGGCAAAUGGGUGUCCGAAAUUCGGCUUCCCAACAGCCGUGAGCGUAUUUGGUUAGGGUCUUACGACUCGGCGGAGAAAGCAGCCAGGGCGUUCGAUGCGGCUCUUUAUUGUUUACGUGGGCGCGAUGCUAAGUUCAAUUUCCCCGAAAAUCCACCAGAAAUUGUCGGAGGGAGGUCACUUAGCCCGCAAGAAAUUCAAGCGGUGGCGGCUAGGUUUGCUAACGAGGUGGAAGCUGAUGGGACUGCAGGGAAUCAUAACCAUAUUAAUAAUAUUAACAAUAGUAUUAUUACUUCAAACGAAUCACAUUCACGAAACAACAAUGUGGGGACUGAACAGAACACGUCGUCUUCGUCGGUGUCAGUAUCAGGCUGGGGGACUCCAGCAAUACAUGUGGAGAGUACUGAAAUGAUGGAUUAUUCGUCAUUUUUUAGCAUGUUGGACACCGAUCAUGGGAUGUCCGAUUAUGGCUUUUAUUCAGGGCUCUUGCCUGGCGAUCAACUCUAUCCUCCACCACUACCGUCUCCGCCUGUUGAUGAUAACGUGGAUGAUCAGAACGGUGACGCAGGUUUUUCACAGUCAUCGUUUCUUUGGAACUUCUAAGCCCAAUUGGCAAGACUUAAAAGUAAUAGUCUUCUUUUUCUUUCUUUCUUUUUUUUUUAAUCUUUUUAGUCAUUCUUUUCUCGGAUAAAUAGGUGUAGUGUGGGAUAAUCAGGAGUUUGUCGAAUUUUAGCUGCCAGGCUCGCUGAUGUUUUUUCCCAGCCACGAGGAGAGUUGAAUAUAUAUUGAAUUCAUCAGGGGGGAUGGUCCAGGUUUCGGUUGUGCCGUCUUCCUGUAUAUAGUGUACUCCUAAAUGCCGAGCAAGAGUGUAUAUGAAGUGUAGGAAACCAUUAAUUUUUCUUGGUGGGAUACAAUCUCAACAGUUGAAAUCUAAAUAAUUUCAUAAUUUA